AAACUGUUUAUUGUUUUCAUCGGUUUCAGAUGUUUUUCUUUCACUUUUGUUCACUUGAUAAUCAAGACUCUUGAUUGCUAAUGUCUUAAUUGUUUGUUUAUUAAUUUAUGAAUUACAAAUUAAUCAUCAUUAGUCUUGCUUCAUUCACUUAAUCUCACAGAUUAUGGGACAGAAAAUAUUUGAACCUGGUGAUUUGCAAUCAUCGGAAACAUUUUGGAAUGUUUUGAAACUCUCACCUCGAGAUAAAUUGGACAAAUUUGCCGAAAUGUGGUUCCAUGUUUUUCUUUGGGCCUUUUCAUCUUAUCUUUUUGUUCAUUUGGUCGCUUCAUUGGUGGCUUUUAUUUCGUUAAGGAAACACAAAAUUGCUCGAUUUGCACCUAUUCUUUUAAUCAUUUCAGGUGUUGUUACACCUUUGACUAUGAGUUUAAUCACAAGCUCAGCGAUUGCUGGUGUUUUCAGAGCUGCGAGUAUCGGUAUGAGUCCAUUGAAUGCUUUUCUAUUUGGAACAGGACAAACUCUGGUCAAUCUCACUUUUAGUUUCACACGAAUCCUCGCUACUUUGUAAGACAAUUAAACUAACCCACCUUAUAAAUUACAUCUGAAUCAUGUUAAUCGUUACCAGAACCAUUGUACAAAACCAUGUAAAUAUGUUUCACACUCGACAUUUCCAUAAAAGACAAAGUUCAAUUGA
Panonychus citri (citrus red mite) is the source of this 691-nucleotide messenger RNA. Its product is annotated as transmembrane protein 170A-like. The transcript is spliced from 2 exons. The record is from RefSeq and is a predicted model, not a curated record. The coding region runs from base 164 to 565 and encodes 133 amino acids. Lineage: Eukaryota; Metazoa; Arthropoda; Arachnida; Trombidiformes; Tetranychidae.